Molecule: messenger RNA, 2306 nt
Organism: Astrephomene gubernaculifera
Lineage: Eukaryota; Viridiplantae; Chlorophyta; Chlorophyceae; Chlamydomonadales; Astrephomenaceae
Source: the annotation of a GenBank genome assembly
GAGGACAUGAGGGAAGCGCUGUGACGCGAGGGGGGUCGACAGUGAGGGAGGGGAGAGUGCGGAGAGAGUCGGAAUCCCGACACGGGAGUCGUAGAUAGAUAGCAGGGUGGGGCGUAGCACGUAGGCUAGCUGGCUGGGCAUUCAUUCAAGAGCAAACAGCACACUGUGGAGGUCUUGUGACUCCAAACGCGCCCUUAGAGCGUUUUUAGAAGCUCUAUAGUGACCACAUUCUAACCCUUUCCGCGAACAACAGUUUCUUGGCUUGGGUGGUUGCGCUUGUGCUGAUGACUAAUACGGUACUGACAUCCCUUUGUGGGCGCUAGAGCAUUGUCAGAGUGCAGCAACCGCCACCGUACAGUGUGCUGACUUUGAGUGGGCGCCUCCGAGCGCCUUCCUAAUGGGCCCGUUCUAUUGCUCUGUCUGCCUGGGCACCGCCUAGGAAAGUCGCCCCGAGAAUUGAGCAUCUUUGUACGGUAGCGAUCGCGUCGGUCGCCAAAGACGGGUCCUGUUUUGCUCAAAGCGCUAUAGUGCUCGCAUACUAUUAGCCCAGCCUGGCGAUUCGUCGUUGCAUCUGGGUCACAUCACGUGCAUGGUCCGAAUUGCGUCGUCGCGCCAUAAGCUAUAAGCGCCGUCAUAGUGUAGUGAUGACACAGGCGUCCUGGCCAUGUGGCCUGUGAGCUUUUCGGGCCCUACGUCCGCACUCGUUAUGCCUGCUGGCGUCGUGCUUCCCGUCGUUGCCCGCAAUGCGGGUGCGGAAGGCGUCGUCGCCUUGCCGGCGUUCUCGGCGGUGCCUGCCCAGCCGGUUCCGGUUGUGGCCGCUCAUGAGCCCUCUGCCCCCGCUCGAGGAGAUCCGGUUCUGCCGCCCGAGAGAGGACAGCGCUUUUGACGAGCUGCCUGAGCUGGGUAUCCCCUGUCGCUCUGCCGAGGUCAGCCUCUACCGACGGGGAUUCCCGCAGCGCGCAGCGGAGGAUGGCUAAGAGGAGCGUUCGGCUGUUCCUCUUACGCCUGGGAAGUAUGACGUCCUCGUGCGGUUGCUGCACCGUCAUGCGCUGCGUCUCGGGGGCCUGGCCCGGCUCCUUGUGCUGCAGGGUCGCGCUUGCUUCAUGUUCAUGUGGAACACUGCGGGUCGAGGGGGCGGCUGCUGGCACCUGCGGGCCAACGACUUCCGUGCCCUGCCGACCCAGCCGGCCGCGAGUACCGCGGGUUUCCGCUGCCAGUCUUGCCGCCCACCACCUCCUAUACCGUUGAUCAUGCGCUCGUCGUGGCCCAGCUCAACACUAAGACGUACCGGGGCAAACGUGCUCCCGCCCGCAAGCUGCUCCCUCACACCGAUCCUGAGCUGUGCCUUGUGCGGGCGCUGGCCGAGUACUUGGCGUGCUGCGUUGAGAAUUGCUAGCCCAUCAACGGUUGGCUGCUCAGUGUGUUGGAGCCGGGUGGCGGACGUGCCCGCGACGAUGACGGGGAGGGCAAGGUGUUUAUGGGCAGCGAUGAGGUGACGAAGCGGCUUCGGAACUACCUGUGCGACUGGGGCCUGUACCACAAGGAGGCCAGCCACAACUUCCGUCGCGGCAUGCUACAGUACGCUGCGGCCUGGACCGCACCCGCCACUUCUCCUCCCCUGCUGGUGCUGCCGCUCCGGCUGCUGGUCCGGUGGUCCUGGGCCCGGGCGGCGACGCGUUGGCGUAGAGUGGCCGGGGGGGCAGUUGCGGGGUUGCGAGAGUGGGCGGUGGCCUCGUGUGCGCGUGGGGUAUCCGCUGUCCUUCGCUGGCAUGCAGGAACGUCUCCGGGUGGCUGUGUGGGUUGCGCUGUUUUUGCUGGGUUCAGUUGGCAGUGCGGGCCUGGUGGCGGUCACCCCUGCCGGGCUGCUGCGUGACGCUGGCUGCUGGGGUUGUGUUGUCGACCAGUCCCUGCUGCGCUGGGCUGCGUUGUUAAGCGGGUUUGCUUGACUGCGUUGCCAUUUGGGCACGGUAAGGGGGUGUUGCGGCCGGCGGGCUCGCUGUCGCUUCAGGGGUGGGCCGGGCGGGGGAAAAUCUUUGGCUGGCGCAGUGAGCGACAACGUAGUGGGAUGCGAAAUGGUGCCUGUGUUGUCACUUAAGCAUAGCGGACAGUAGCGCACUGCGAGCGUUGCGUUACAAGUCGUAGAGUAACAUUCAUUCAGGCGUGUACGACUGUUUGGAUCCUUGCGGUUGGACGAGCAGUCGAUUAAUUCUCAUUGUCAGAGUGCAGCAACCGCCACCGUACAGUGUGCUGACUUUGAGUGGGCGCCUCCGAGCGCCUUCCUAAUGGGCCCGUUCUAUUGCUCUGUC